AUGGGCGUCGACACCCGCAGACCCAUCCUCCCGGCCCCAACAGAGUCCGUCCUCGAUACCACAGUCGCCAGCACCACGGGCACUGCCACCGACCUUGCCACUGAUCUCUCCCGCCGGACUGACAAGACGUCCUACUCCAUCCCCGAAGAUGGCAGCCCCAUCACCAUCUCCACCCGCCGUCGUUCUUCGCGGCCGCGGGACAGGGACAGGGACCGCGAAGAGGGCGGAGGAGGCGGAGGAGGAGGGAAGAUGUCCCGCUCCUCCCAUCACUCCCAGACCUCCUUGCUCAUAGAGUACUUCGAGGGCGGCAAGAAAGGGUCCGGCAGCGGUGGCAUCAGCUCUCGGCCAAGCGUCAGGGUCAGAGUCACCCCUUCGUCCAGUAGGAAGACCAGAGACAGGGACAGGGAUAGAGAUAGAGAUAGAGACCGCAUACACAUUAGUGAAAACAGCGGAGGGAGAAGACCGUCGUAUACCAGACGCAUCUCGCUCAGCACGCCCACCAGGUCCUCGAAGGAUGCCGGCGGCAGAGCUGGUGCUGCCGGAGCCGGAGCUGAUGAUGAUGGCAGUCUGAGCUCCCUGACCGAUGGAGCAGAUGAUAUAGGUGCCUCGCGGGGCCAUCCGGUAGAGAUCGAGAUCGUCAACAGAGACAGCGAGGUCUCGUCAAGGUACAUCCAGCCCACCUCGGACAUUUCAUCCAUGCCCGCGGACAGCAUGCUCGACCGGCCCCUGGUACUCUCGGAAACUCAUACAAAUCGCCAUCGAAGCCACAGUCUCAGUGGAGAUGAGACCGAACCAGCCUCCGACUCGCGUGACUUGCUCAAGACACCUUCCAGAAGACGCAGUCGAAGUCUCAGCCGUGAGAGGAUUGCUCAAAAGGCCGCUGAGAAGAUCAGUGGUGGUGCUGGUGCUGGUGCUGGCUCUGGCUCUCGGGACCGCACUCGUUCAAAACACCGUUAUGGAGAAGGAAGCUCCUCGGGUGGCCUGGACUACAGCUCCAAACGGUCUGGAAAGAAUAGAGAACGAGAGAUGGUUAGUCCCGAGUCGAGCUAUCUCAGCACUUCCCUUGCAUCUGGAAACAACGGUAAGACCGGGAACGGUGAUCAGUACUCCUUCAGAUCAGGUACCUCUCGAUCAUCCCUCAAUAACCCUAAACUGCUCGAGACUGUCGAGGAUGCCAUUCGUCGACUCAUUCUGCCUGAACUCAAGGAGCUCAAGAAGGACCAGAAGGAUGACCCUUUGGCCCGAAUCAAGGCUGGUCGUGGUGCUGCUGGUGCCGGCACCGCCGCCCACAAGUCCUCCAAGGAGGAUGUUGCUGCCUCCUCAAAGCUGGCAAAGCGGUUCAGUGCUCCAGAUGUCUCUAGAAGCCUCGGCCUGGAUGCUGAGCGUAAUAAUACAAACUCGCCCGUCCGGUCUCCUGAAUCCCACUCCUCCUCGAGGUCCAAGGAACGAAGACAUGAGAAGCGAGCCAGUCCCGGUCGUGAACGGAGCUCCUCACGUCAGGAUCAUCUCUCGGUAGAAGCGCCAGGGGUCAGCCGGAAGAAGAGCAAGGGCCUACGCGAUGCUGAGGCGGCUAAGAUUGUUGGAACCGCCUUGACCACCGCAGCCCUGAAGCACCAUGAUUCAAACUCAAGCCUGGGCCGCCGGGACAGGGUUCACAAACGUAGCAAGAGCUCUCUUGCUAGCGGUAGUCGUGGAGCCGGAGCCGGAACAGCUCCCGGAUACAAUGAUACUGAACUCAUCUUCCAAAAGCACGAUGUUGCUCCCAUGCCUUUCCGCAGCGGUAUCGACUCCGAUAUGACCAGACAGUCCAUCCUUUCGCAGCAGUCGGCCCAGACUGCUACCGCCCUCGAAGGUGAAGUGUCCAGGGGCUCUCCUCGAGCACUCGCCUCUCCCAUUGGCCGCAUGACCCCUGAUGACAGCAGAAACCAGCAUGCCAGGGACCUGGGCAGUGGGCUCUCAGAGGAGAUCACCCGUGAAUACAACGAGUCUCCAACUCCAAAGGCCCUCGAGCCACAACAUCAUCAUGACCUCGACCUCGACUUCUCUAAUAACCGCGCUCUCAGCCCCAUCCAGAGCGUGGCUAGCUAUCAGGCUGACGAACACCACAAUCGCAGCUUGACUCCCGGCCAGGAAGGCGACGAAGCUUCCAAACAACCGCAAAGACUCUCAAUUGAGUCUCUCUCCUCGGCCGCAAGCACCGAUCUGGCCAGAUCAACCCGGACGGCAGACUACAGCCACCGCCAUCCUCCCACCAUUCCGGACGAAGAGCUGGGCUCCAAGCUGGAUAUCGGUGAAUCACAGAGGAACUCACCUAGUUACUGGGACCAUGACGAGCAUGACCAUGACCAUGACCAUGACCACGACCUUGACCAUGACCGUGACAUUGACAUCGAUUCCAAACACAUGACUAAUUAUACCGACGACACUUUUACGGAUCCUCUUGACCAGGGACAGCAGAUUGUUGGUUGCCGUGCUACGAAUGUGCAGUACGUGCAUACUCCCGUUGGAGUUGAGUCGGCAGUUGCGUCUCUCUUGGAUCCUUCACAGGUUUCGACUCGUUCGCCGCAUCCACUUGUCAAUCGCUCGUCAAGGAGCUAUACCCCUGGCAUGGAAGGCGAUGAAGGGGAAGGCGAGGGCGAGGGCCCAAGCAGACACCUGGAUCUCAAUGAAGAAGAUGAACAUGAGGCAGAAGAGGACCAGCACGAGCAUGACCAUGUAGAGGAAGAAGAGGAGCCCUAUGAAGAUGAGGAGGAAGAUGCUGACGUUGACCACCAACACGAGGACGACCGAGCGGUUGAUGAUGAACCCGCGGGACCACCAAGUGUUGACGAACGUCCAUUCCACGAACGCAUGGGCGUGACGUCUCCACCACACAGCACUGCGCAGUCUGAAGAGGACGAGGAAGACGAGGAAGAAGACCGGCCUAUCCUUGGUGCCAAUGCACUGCCCAACUCCGGUAGCCCGAUCCCUGAAAUAGGCCACAUGGUCGACACCGAAUCAGACAUCAACACCAACCCUUCCAUUAUUCAGGGCCCUAUUGGCGGCGUCCCGCACGAAGGUCGCGACCAUUGGCCCUACGAGCCCAGCCCGCCCCAAUCGGGCAGACAGCUCCUCUCCCCCGAACGCGAGCUCAACGAUGCCGAUCUACCUGGCGCCGGUUACGGUGCUGCGGGUGGUCUGGGUGUGAUCUCGGAAGAGCCCGGUCGUGACCGUUUUGAUUUGGACAAAGGUCUUGGUCCUAAUCCCUAUGGAAACGACCACUUCGAUAUGGCUUCUCCCAAUCCACGGGAUGAAGGGUACAUAUCUGGUGCAAAUCAUAGGUCGAACAGCAGUGCUACGCCAGAGCCAAAGGGUAAAGGAUUCGACCUGUCGAAUGAUAUCGUCGGUGGCCUUGGGAGUCCGAUGGAGGUCGAUGAUCCGUUUAACGAUAAACAUAAGCGGCACUUGAGCGGCUAUUCUCAUGGAAUGCCUUCGCCGCUGUACGAUAGCUCGACCGGUCGAGGUAUCGACAGGAUUCAGUCCAAGGAUAUCGUCGCCCUCAUGGACCAUUUGACGGUUCGUGAUGCCCAGCGAAAUGCAAGAGACACCGAGAUCCUGAUCACUCUUGUCCGCAGCGCUGCGGAAAUGCGCAAUUCCUUCGAGGAUAUGAAGAAAUACAUCGCCCAGCAGGACGAGAUGCUUCUUGAUGCAAACUCCAAGGGCCAUGACCGUACCCAGAAGGCCAUCGGCGGUCCUCGACCCAUGAUCACCCCUCGCACCCACAGCAAGAUGUCCAGCGAAUUUGAGGAGGAGAUGCGUUCGAAGAAGAAGAAUGUGUUCAAGCGGGCUUUGAAAACACUCAGUUUGAAGAGCUCCGGCGAUCUGACUAAUAUCGAGGAAAUGCUUCUUCAUUUGUUGACAGAAGUUGAGGCUCUGCGCGCGGCCCAGGAGGGACGAGCUCCUGUCAUGGGUACUUCUGCUGAGAAUAUCAACGGCCACGGACAGGGCAAUGCAGAUGGAUAUGACGAUCACGAUCGCAGUGGUGCUACCACAGCCGAACAAUCGCCAUAUAACUCCUCACCACUCCGUGCAGACGUCCGCGUUCAGUCUUCCCAGCGCAAUAUCAGUCCCGUCAUGGAAGAAAACGAAGAGGAGCCUCUAACCCGCGACGAGCAGGAGAUUCUCGAGAACCCAACUCCUCCUGGCUCCCGCUUUGUUGGCCGGCAUAAGCGAGGCGCUUCAGUGCCCCUUGCAACCCCCGAGCGAGUCCCCGUUGCCUCGCCGCCAAGUGCAGACACCACGCCCAAGAUGUCCAAUGAGAAAUCCCGCAAGACAAAAUCAAGCAGCUCGUCCUUCUUCCCCAAGAUAUCCCGCUGGUCCAGAACAACCGCAUCUUCCAUGGGAGAAAACAUCCGCAACAGCAUCCAGCCAAAUCGCAAAGAACGCUUAUCUUCCGACGCAUCGAGAUCAAACUCCGAUCUGGAAAACGCAAACUACACCACCGCCGAAUACUACGACCACCGCGGUGACGACCGGCUCCGCUCCACCACGAGCGUCAACAAGGAUGCCGCGGGCACAGAGAACCGUCCUCCUUCUCCUCUCGUGCCCUCCCAGGUCUCUGAAAUUCCCAAAUACAGAGCUCAUCGGGACAGCUUGAACCUUCAACACCCGCAACCCCGCCAGGGCCCUACAUCUCGGUACCAGACACAGCUGGAAUCCCAGGCCCAGCACUACGGCGUCCCCACUUCCCCUAAUUCCGACGCAUGGGCAUCAAACCCGACUCUCGGGGCACUUAACCGCGACCGCCCAUCCAGCGCGGCGGAUAACCACCGCCCCAUGUCCGCCGGCGCAUAUUCAGUCGGAUCAUCAAUAAUGAGCCAAUCCGGUCCUGCCCGACCACCUAAGAUCAGAGACGAUGGUCCCUUGAUACCACAGCGUUCAUCCAAGUUAAGCGAUGACCCGAACCCGAGCUAUGCAGAGCGCAUGGCGAUGCGAGAAGGCACAGCUCGCAUGGUUGACCAUGUUGUGAGUUCCAACCCUAACCCUAACCGCCUAAACUCCAAUGCAUUCGUAUACUAA
Trichophyton benhamiae CBS 112371 is the source of this 5058-nucleotide messenger RNA. RefSeq lists its product as uncharacterized. The record is from RefSeq and is a predicted model, not a curated record. The coding region runs from base 1 to 5058 and encodes 1685 amino acids. NCBI's taxonomy places the organism in Eukaryota, Fungi, Ascomycota, Eurotiomycetes, Onygenales, Arthrodermataceae. The transcript is spliced from 2 exons.